UGGAUGGUUAAGUGCCGGCAGCCUGGAGAGAUAGAUUUCAUCGUGGCAAGGCAAAGCUCACCACUGUCAUCACGUGGGAGUGAUCGACAUGGUUAAAUCCACCUCGGACUGAGGACAAAUAUCUUAGGCGGUCAGUUAGAAACUGUUUAGCUCCAGCAUGUCUGAUUUCUGGAGGUACCUGCGGUGUACAAGGUAGCCAGCGUUAUGUUCAGGAGGCGUUCGGUUAUUGGGAGGCGACGCCUGGAAAAGGGAAAUAAAUUGAAUAAAAGCGUCUCCGGCGACUGCGAUUGCUUGUGGAUCGUAUAAACAUGAACCUGCGGGUCCUGUGCGCUCUCUGCUUACUGUGCGCGCUGGGAAGAGCAGACCACCCACAGACCUCUCGGCUGUCUGCUUAUGAACUGACGGUCCCCAGGAGGAUUGGAAAGGAGAAGAGGGACCUGGGGAACGUGGCAUCCGAUAAGGUGUCCUAUGUCAUCCAUGCUCAGGGGAAGGACCACAAUGUAGUCCUAGAGAAAAACAAUUUGCUUCUUCCCAAAGACUUCACCAUGUACUUAUACACCAAGGAUGGCUCUCUGAUCACAGAGAAUCCCUUCAUGGAGAAUCACUGUCACUACCGGGGCUAUGUGCAGGACGUGGAGGACUCCGCUGUGGCCCUCAGCAUCUGCUCUGGUCUGAGGGGCAUGCUCCACUUGCCUGGUGUCAGCUACGGGAUCGAGCCUCUGGAGGAGUCCUCCAGCUUCCAGCACUUAGUAUACAGGCUGGAAGAUGUGCAGGAUGAGCCUCUGGUGUGUGGGACGCUCCUUGAAGACCAAGAGCAUGACCUGCAUGCGGAGCAGAUUCACAAGCUCCAUGCGCCCCCUAGUGGCCCCCUGCCCCGGAGGAAGCGGGCCGUGCUCCAGCAGACCCACUACGUGGAGCUCUUCUUGGUGGUGGACAAUGAUAGGUUUAACUUCCGAAACAGGAACCAGACGGUGGUACGGGAAGAAAUGGUCGAGCUCGCCAACUAUAUAGACAGCAUGUAUAACGCCAUAAACAUCAGGAUUGUGCUGGUGGGGCUGGAGAUCUGGAACCAGGGCAACCAGAUCAGUACGGAUGGCAAUGCAGGGGAGGUGCUGCACCGCUUCGUGCAGUGGAGGCAGCAGGUCCUGUUGCCGCGGCGCCGACACGACAGCGCCCAGCUCAUCCUGAAGAAGGGCUUCGGAAGCACGGCCGGGAUGGCCUACGUCGGCACGGUGUGCUCGCACAGCCUCGGCGGGGGCAUCAAUGUGUUCAGCAACGUCAAAACGCAGCAGUUCGCGUCCAUCGUGGCCCACGAGUUGGGCCACAACCUGGGCAUGAGUCAUGAUAACGGGCGGGACUGCCGGUGCGCUGCCUCCAGCUGCAUCAUGAACUCCGGGGCGACCGGUUCACGCAACUUCAGCAGCUGCAGCGCCGACGACUUCGAGAAGCUGAUACUGGGCAGCAGGGGUCGCUGUCUGCUGAACUCCCCCCGUCCGGAGGAGGCCUACAGCACCCCCUACUGCGGGAACAAGCUGGUGGACGGGGGGGAGGAGUGCGAUUGCGGCACGGAAGCGGAGUGCAAGAAGGAUCCCUGCUGUGAACCCAAGACAUGCAAGCUCAAGUCCUGGGCACAGUGCGCUGAUGGGGCGUGCUGCAAAAACUGCCGGUUCCUUACGGCCGGUUCCGUGUGCCGGGCUGCCAAUGACGAGUGCGACCUGCCUGAGUACUGCAACGGCACCUCCUCGGUGUGCCAGAGUGACAUCUACAAGAAAAACGGGCACCGGUGCAGAAGCGGUACAGCCUACUGUUACAGCGGGAAGUGCAAGCACUAUGACGGACAGUGUCAGGCGAUUUUCGGCCCAAAGGCCAAGGCUGCCCCGGAGGUAUGCUUUCACCACGUCAACCUGAUGGGAGAUCGCUUUGGGAACUGCGGCUUCCAGGGGAACAGCUACAAGAAGUGCACCAGCAGCAAUGCCAUGUGUGGAAAGCUGCAGUGUGAGAAUGUGCAGAUGGGAACCGUCUUUGGCAUCGAACCCGCCAUCAUCCAAACGCCAGCCGGUGGGACCAAGUGCUGGGGCGUGGAUUUCCUGCUGGGCUCCGACGUCCCUGACCCAGGCAUGGUGAACGAGGGAACCAUAUGUGCGGAAAACAAGGUGUGCUUGAAUUAUGAGUGUGUAAGUGCCGAUCUACUGAAAUAUGACUGCGACACGCAACAGAAAUGCCACGGUCAUGGGGUGUGCAACAGCAAUAAUAACUGUCACUGUGACGAGGGCUGGGCCCCCUCCAACUGCAAGGACAGAGGCUACGGGGGGAGCGUGGACAGCGGCCCCACAUGGAACGACAAGGACACCUCCACUCGGGAUGGCCUGCUGGUCUUCUUUUUCCUGGUGCUCCCAAUGCUAGUCCUGGGCGUCUACGUCUUUCUCAAGAGGGAUGAACUACGGAGGCGAUUCUGCAGGGGCACCAGCGGUAGAAACAGCAGAGCCGCAGCAAGCGGCAACCGGAGAUCCCCUCAGAGGAACACCCCGGGCAGUAUCGUCAAGGAUGGACAUCAAGCUCAGUUGUUACCAUCCCAGGAGGUUGUGCAGACCAACAGAACAGCAUCUGUGCCAAGCUAUGCCCCACCUCCACAACGUCCACGACCACCUAUGACAACGCAACUUGUGCCUCAAAGACAUGCUCCCCCACCUCCACUGUAGUCCCAGUUGCUGUCCGUGGGGGUGGUUUAACAUGGUGUGUUGCACUGACUCUUCCCCCACUCAUUUGGGCUGGCAGUCACUCAGAGACCAGUUGGCGACUGGGCACCGAGUGCAAUAAGGAACUGCGCUGUCGACGAGAAUCGCAGAACUCUGGCCACUUGAUAGCCUGAAACCGUACCUACGCAAUAAGACCACUGCAAACUAUUACCCCAUACUGGCCCUUGAGUGCUACCUUAGGAAUGUGAAAAUAUGUGAUUAGCCCUUGAGUUAGCAGUACAGGGGAAUAAUCGGUCUUGUUUUGUGUAUUAUGUGUUAUUGUAUGUGUGUUUUUCAUAAUUCUUUUUUUUUUUUUAAUAUAUUCAAAAUAAAUAAAAAUAAAUAUUUUUAAUGACCUUUUUAAAGUACCACUGGUUCUGCACUGGUUUGACUGAGGUCCAGCGUACAGUCAUAUCUGUCACAACAUUGCUGCACUUUGAUGUCCCAGAGUACUAUGCUGUUUUGUUUAUAUAAAAUUAUGCCAGAAGAAUUCCUGCUGUUAUGCUUCCUUAAAUGUUGUUUUUUUGCUUAGGUUUCUGCCUCAAUUUUUGGAUUAAAUUUAAAAUAAAGCCUUAAUAUAACUGAUUACCCUACAUUCUUGAACAUAAAUAAUCUAUUUUGUCUCAAAGUGCUGUAUUCAUGAGGUUCAGGUUUGUUUCAACUACUGUAUAUUUAUACAUUGUUUUAAGCAGACUGUCUAUCUCUUGGAUUGAACCAAAAGCCACGAAACCUUGUCCACUAUCAUACAGAUAACGAGAGACAAAUGAACACUGAAAUAAAUGUUUUUUUAGAAUCUA
Molecule: messenger RNA, 3532 nt
Organism: Paramormyrops kingsleyae
Lineage: Eukaryota; Metazoa; Chordata; Actinopteri; Osteoglossiformes; Mormyridae
Product: disintegrin and metalloproteinase domain-containing protein 9-like
Biological process (GO): proteolysis
Cellular component (GO): plasma membrane
Molecular function (GO): metalloendopeptidase activity
Source: RefSeq, a predicted model, not a curated record